Messenger RNA from Jaculus jaculus (lesser Egyptian jerboa), 789 nucleotides. RefSeq names its product trafficking protein particle complex subunit 2 (gene Trappc2). The transcript has 5 exons. Bases 260 to 694 code for a protein of 144 amino acids. Gene Ontology annotation, cellular component: cytoplasm; TRAPP complex; nucleus. Lineage: Eukaryota; Metazoa; Chordata; Mammalia; Rodentia; Dipodidae. Gene Ontology annotation, biological process: endoplasmic reticulum to Golgi vesicle-mediated transport. The record is from RefSeq and is a predicted model, not a curated record.
GCUCAAGCUGCAGGACUAGACGGAACCCCCGGCCCGAAAGCCCUGCCUCAAUUUCGGGGAAUUUCGAGAGGAACCAGGAAGGUAAACACCCGUUCCAGCAUUCGGAACUACGAACUCGGGCAAAUACGCGCCACUUUAACCGCGGCUCUCGAACGGGUGGGCGGAGCUGUGACCCGGGCGAGACUCUCGAAGGCUGAAGGAACGCUGAAACCAGGCAAAGGCAGAGUAGAAAGCAGCCGGAAGGCAGCGGGGGAGUCGUAUGUUGAAGAAAAUGUCUGGAAGCUACCACUUUGUAAUUGUUGGCCACCAUGAUAAUCCAGUUUUUGAAAUGGAAUUUUUGCCACCUGGGAAAGCAGAAUCCAAAGAUGAUCUUCGACAUCUGAACCAGUUCAUAGCUCAUGCUGCUCUCGACCUUGUGGAUGAAAACCUGUGGCUUUCCAACAAUAUGUACUUGAAAACUGUGGACAAAUUCAAUGAGUGGUUCGUGUCAGCGUUCGUCACAGCAGGACAUAUGAGAUUUAUUAUGCUUCAUGAUGUAAAGCAAGAAGAUGGAAUAAAGAACUUCUUUACUGAUGUCUAUGAUUUGUACAUAAAGUUUGUGAUGAAUCCAUUUUAUGAACCGAAUUCUCCUAUUCAAUCAAGCGCAUUUGACAGAAAAGUUCAAUUCCUUGGGAAGAAACACCUCUUAAGCUAAAUGCAGAAAAAUUCUGAAGUAAAGUGUCACAGUGGGGUAUACUCAGGAAUGUGUGCAUUGUAAGUAACUUCAUUAAAUGGCCUGGAAAACUUGUC